This is a messenger RNA of Carica papaya (papaya), 2492 nucleotides long. The record is from RefSeq and is a predicted model, not a curated record. NCBI's taxonomy places the organism in Eukaryota, Viridiplantae, Streptophyta, Magnoliopsida, Brassicales, Caricaceae.
AAAAACAGCUUCAACAAAUCGAGAAAACAACAUCAUCAAUAAUAGCUUAUUACCCCCAUCUUCUCUCUCUCUCUCUCUCUCUCUCUCUCUGGUCUCAAAUAAGCUUUUUUCUCGAACCUCCCGAAUCCUUUUUUUUUUUUUUUUUUUUUUUUUUUUUUACGCCUCUUCUUUCUUUUUUCUCUAUGCCUUGCGUCCUGGAUCUUUCUUUUUCCUCCUCGUAUCUCUUUCGCUUGUUUAUAAAGCUUCCAUUUUCAACAUAUUCCCUUUGACAACAUAAAUUAUAUAAUCACUAAUCUUUUUCUUAAUUAUUAUCUGAUCUGCCUCUAUUAUUGCGCUCUUUGCUUGAUUACUCUGUUGCCGUACCUUGAUUGUGGAUCACGAACAACUUCUCCCUCUACUUUGCCUUUCAAUUCUAGCAUAGCUGGAGCUCGAAUAAUCAGGACAGGUCAAACCAGUGUUUUCUACGAUUUCGAUUUUUUUUAAUUUUUUUUUUUAUAUUUCUUGAGAGGUGCGGCUUUUUUUAUUUAUUUAUUUUUUUAUUUUUUUGUGUAUUGGGAGAGAAGGAGAUAUAGAAAUAUAGAAUAUGCUGUAUUUGAAGCAGCCUAGCUCUGUUUUAUGCAAGGGUGUGGUUGUCUUUAUUGUUUCGGAGGAUUAAUUUGGUCAUUUCCUUUUACGAUUACUACUUAUUUUCUCAGAGAAGAAAUUUUGGAUUUCGUUUUGGAAAUUUAAAAAAAAAAGAAAGGGUGCAUGCUCUUGUGAUAAAUUCCCUGGGCCUGGGGCUCGGGGGAAGAUCGGGAAGUGGAACUAGAGACAGCAGAGAGUAGUAGUGGUUACUGAUGGCAUCAUCGGAGAAUGAGAGCUCCUCCCAAUCUUCACCAUCCUCUUCCUGUAUGCAGAAAUUCAAGCUCUACGAAACUCGAUCGAAUUUUUACAUGAUAGGGAGGGACAAGAGCAGGACGAAUUGGAGGGUGCUAAAGAUUGACCGGUUGGAUCCUUCUGAAUUAAAUAUUAGUGAGGAUUCUACCAUAUACACAGCAAUUGAAUGCUCUGACCUGUUGAGACGGAUACAUGAAGGAAACAAAGCCACUGGUGGACUGAAAUUCGUCACAACUUGUUAUGGAAUUGUUGGGUUCAUUAAAUUUUUGGGACCUUAUUACAUGCUGCUUAUUACGAAAAGAAGGCAGAUUGGUUCAAUUUGUGGCCACAAUGUAUAUGCAGUCUCAAAGAGUGAGAUGAUUCCGCUGCCAAAUCCUAGUGUCCAGUUCAAUAUCGCUAACUCUAGGAAUGAGAACAGAUACAAGAAGCUCCUAUGCACGGUGGAUCUCACAAAGGACUUCUAUUUCAGCUACUCUUACCAUGUCAUGCGUAGUCUUCAAAAGAACUUGUGUAAUAAUGUGGCAGACCACGUCCUAUAUGAAACAAUGUUUGUUUGGAAUGAGUUCUUGACACGGGGUAUCAGAAAUCAUCUCCAGAAUACUCUAUGGACGGUUGCUUUGGUGUAUGGUUUUUUUAAACAGGCCACACUUUCAGUUUCUGGACGGGAAUUUAAACUUACUCUCAUUGCUAGGCGUUCACGUCAUUACGCUGGCACGAGAUACUUGAAGCGAGGUGUGAAUGAGAGAGGAAGAGUAGCUAAUGAUGUUGAGACAGAGCAAAUUGUCUUCGAGAAUGUUAGUGAAGGAUGUCCAAUGCAAAUAAGUUCUGUAGUACAAAAUCGGGGCUCCAUUCCACUUUUUUGGUCACAGGAAACAUCGAGAUUGAAUCUUAAACCAGAUAUUGUUUUGUCCAAGAGGGACCAGAAUUAUAAAGCCACCAGACUUCACUUUGAAAACCUUGUCAAGAGAUAUGGAAAUCCCAUAAUUAUUCUGAAUUUGAUUAAGACUCAAGAGAGGAAGCCCCGAGAGUCAAUUCUUCGAGCAGAGUUUGCUAAUGCUAUUGAUUUGAUCAAUAAAGAUUUAUCAGAUGAAGACCGUCUGAGGUUCCUUCAUUGGGACUUGCACAAACAUUCUCGGAGCAAAGCGACAGAUGCUUUACUCCUUCUUGGAAAAGUGGCUGCAUAUGCGUUGACGUUAACAGGUUUCUUUUAUUGUCGGGUAACACCAGCCUUGAAAGUUGAGGGUUCCACAUAUCAACCUUCUCCUGAAAGUCUUGAUAGUGGCAACUCCUCUUCCCAGAAUCAUUGUGACAAUGACAACAAGGAUGCUUAUGAUAAUAAUUUACACGUUGACGACGACAACUCCAUAUUCUCUGAGAGAAGAGGGCAGUGGAGAGCAACAACCCAGUCCCAAGAGUUCUUCAGAACUCUUCAAAGGUACUAUAGCAAUGCAUACAUGGACGCAGAGAAACAGCAUGCAAUUAAUGUAUUUCUGGGGUACUUCCAGCCCCAGCAUGGCAAACCUGCAGUCUGGGAAUUGGGUUCAGAUCAACAUUAUGGUGGGCGAAAUGGAGAAACCAACCUAGAUGAAGAUGGAAGGUAAAUAGCUAAUUAAGUG